Messenger RNA from Guyanagaster necrorhizus, 903 nucleotides. Its product is annotated as UbiE/COQ5 methyltransferase. The record is from RefSeq and is a predicted model, not a curated record. The coding region runs from base 1 to 903 and encodes 300 amino acids. Gene Ontology annotation, molecular function: 2-methoxy-6-polyprenyl-1,4-benzoquinol methyltransferase activity. Gene Ontology annotation, biological process: ubiquinone biosynthetic process. NCBI's taxonomy places the organism in Eukaryota, Fungi, Basidiomycota, Agaricomycetes, Agaricales, Physalacriaceae. The transcript has 3 exons.
AUGCUGUGUGUCUUUCGCUGUGCGGGACGACCAUUCCGCCUGUCGCCAUCCGUUGGUGCCGGGGUCAGAUAUAUCAGCUCUGAAUCGUCUUCCUCCUCCCAGUCACCGCCCAAAACCGCUUCAUUUGGUUUUCGAACGGUCCCUGAGGAAAGUAAAGAGUCACUCGUCAAAGAGGUUUUUGACUCUGUUGCCUCCUCAUACGACCUCAUGAAUGAUGCGAGUUCUCUUGGUGUUCAUCGCCUCUGGAAAGAUGACUUCGUGUCGAGACUCAGACCUGGAAGAAAGGGCCCUUUGAAAUGCAUUGACGUUGCUGGAGGAACGGGCGACAUUGCGCUCCGAAUUCUCGACUACGCCAGAGAGAAGCAUUAUGACAGGGAAACAACGGUGGAGGUCGUGGACAUCAACGGGGAGAUGCUGAAGGAAGGCUUCAAGCGGUUCAAGCAGACAAUGUACCAUAACACCCCACAGGUAUCAUUUCAUGAAGCCAACGCGCAGGAGCUCCCUCCCUCUCAGUUUCCCGACAAUAAUUAUGACCUUUACACUAUCGCAUUUGGUAUUCGAAACUGCACGUCGAUUCCAGCCGUUCUCCAGGAGGCCCACCGCAUAUUGAAGCCAGGCGGCACAUUUGCAUGUCUCGAGUUCAGCAAAGUCAAUAAUCCUGUCCUUAGCAUGUUGUACGAACAAUACUCGUUCUCCAUCAUCCCUCUUUUGGGGACUAUCCUUGCCGGAGACCGCAAUUCAUACCAGUAUCUCGUGGAGUCCAUUCGACGAUUUCCUCCGCAGCCUGAGUUCGCAGACAUGAUUAGAGAGGCUGGGUUCAAGACCGGUGAAAAUAUAGAUGGAGGUGCAUGGACAGAUUUGUGGGGUGGUAUUGCUUGUAUACAUACCGGAGUCAAAAUUUAA